This is a messenger RNA of Gambusia affinis (western mosquitofish), 2942 nucleotides long. Its product is annotated as proline-rich transmembrane protein 3-like. Bases 446 to 2542 code for a protein of 698 amino acids. The transcript has 7 exons. The record is from RefSeq and is a predicted model, not a curated record. NCBI's taxonomy places the organism in Eukaryota, Metazoa, Chordata, Actinopteri, Cyprinodontiformes, Poeciliidae.
GCAUAAGGUAUCCAUGGUAACAACGGAGCUGCGGGAAAAGUCUGCCUUAAAGCGCCAGGCAUGUGCCACUGAGGGCGUCCCCCUGCUCGCUCCACAACAAACUGCCCCGUGCUGCUCUUAAGGUGGACCGACAUAGAUGCGCCCUCUGAAUGGGCAGAGUCAGUCACUCCCUGGACAGGAUCUUAAAGUAAUCCUUUUGCGAAGGGAUUUACCUUCAAACAAAUGUUGCAAAAAGUCAGUUCACAAGCAGCUAUAGUUAUUCAGAUCAUCCUGGAUGGGAAGAGGCCAAGGAAGCAGCUGGUGCAGUAAGAGGACUAAGACGUUGGCUUGAAAAAAAUCAAUGAGAAGCCCUGCAGCAAUAAAGAUGGAGCGCAACCAUUGAAACCCUGAAGAGGAAGGCAGAGGAUUGUCAGGAGCAACAGACUGUGGCUGUAAAUCAACAAAAAUGGGUCUCUCAGCUUUUCUUUUCGUCGCUCUAACUGCAUCCCUCUGUUCACUUGGAAGUCUCACUCAGACUUUGGACUCAGUGGCUGCCUCUGAUACUGUCGCAAUACCUCAGAGUACAGCUGGAAACACUGACAGGCUGAAAAAUGUAGCCGGCAGAGAUGCAUUUGGUUCAGAGAGCCUUGUGGAGGGCAGCGGACAGACUGCUGACAUCCUGACUUUACUGGAGCUCAGCAACGAGGAGACUGCAGUCCAAAAGGAGUCUGAGCGACCGAGGAAUGAAAACCACUCAGGGACUGGAAUCACAUUAAGCACAAGACCAGCACUAAGUGUCUACAGCUCAGGAGCUCACAACCAAGGAGCAGACAAAAGUAAAGAUUCAGUUGCAGGAUCUGAGCGCUCCACUGUGUUCUCUGAGGACGCCCCUUUGGAUGGUGGUGAUGACUUGCAGAAAGGUGAAGACCACUCCAGAAUCCCAGUCCAAACCAGUGUGUUUACCUUCAUGAAUGAUCCCAGCCUGUCGAGACCAGAAAGCCCCUGCGUGCUCGGCGUCUCGCCUUGCACGAUCUUUAACAGCUUCAAUGGCACCAGCCUGCUGUGGGGUGACAUGAGCCGCACCCUGGCAUUUGCUUGGGAGCUGCAUGUCUUUGGAUCUGCAAGCCUUUUCGUGUUGAUGACAGCUCUGGCGGUUUUGGGAAUUGCUGGAGCGUGCACUCUUCCUCAUACCCUUUGUGAUACCCUCACGCUUUCUAAUAGUUUCCUUGCUGUAGCAGGUGCUAUGCGCACAACCCUCCUUCUCGUCGAUCCGUACGGUACCCGUCAGAUCCUGCCUCAUGCUACUCUGGCAGCUCUACAUAAUAUUCCUCUGCAGCUUCUUCUGUGGACACAGGGUGUCCUCGCUCUUGUCACGCUCCGAGGGAUAAAAGUAACAUCUCUCCCUUCAAAGCUGCAGUCCCCGUGGGUGGUUGGAGUAGUUGGUGUAUCGCACUGCACUUUCUUACUUUUAGCUGAUCUGUACUCUUCAACUUUGCCCCCAGCUUUUCCUCUUUUGUUGCAGACCAUCUCCCUUUGCUGGGGUAUCCCUAUCUGCCUGGGAAUCCUCACCAAGUCCCUCUCCCAUUCACAACCUUUCUCCAGAUCUGCUGUCCCACAGUGGGUUCCCUCUCAGAGGACAAACAGGCUCGGAAAGCGAGUAACGGCUGUGUGCGCCUUCCUUGGUGUGCUCUGUUGCAGCAUUCAGAUAUACAGUGUUCUUUGGCUCUACGGGCUUCUGGGGAACUGGAGGCGCUUUAGCUGGGGUUGGUGGGUCAGUCAGUUCUGGGCCAGGAUUUUUGAGUUAGCAUGGGGAUUCUCUCUCCUUGUUCUUGGAUCUUGGGUCUUCUGGACGCCAUCUAACGGCCAAGGAAGAGGCGUUGAUUUACAGGGUAGAGAUAAUGGCUCUAAAAAGGAAGUAAAGAAAAGCUUGUGGCAAAGAGGUUUGGUUUGCAUGCAAAGAGGCCUGAGGGGAAAAUCAGAGAAAUCCUUGGAAGAUUUGAUGCCAAACAACAUUGCAAAGCAUAACAUGUCCAGACCUGGUGUCAGCAAUAAUGCACUGCUUGGUGAUAAGCAGGCUCCCUCUAAACUGGACUAUAGUUCUGAUCCUGUUAGCAUCAGCAGUUCUGACUCUCAGACUGCGCUGCUGUGGCAGAAAGUUGGUGAACGAGAAUGUGUCCUCUCACUUAUUGAGUUCGACAUGCGACCCCCGUCUCCCAUCAACCUCAGGCUCAGCAUUGACAACGCCCUUUAUCACGGGCAGCUCAUAGCUGGGGCUGUCUUCACGCCUCCCCCUCCCUCUUGGACUCAAAGUUUGGGCACAGAUGGAGAGAGAGGACCAACCACAUUUCCUCCAGCCUACGUCGGAUACGGGUGGAUGUUGGAUACAGAGUCCAUUUCUGCAUCUUUAGACCAUUUCCAGGCCAAGGAAUCAGCACAGUCAGUAAAUGCCACACCAGAUUUUAAUAGCAGGAUUGGAUCUCCAGCUGCUGAACCAACUGGAGAGCAAUUUUCAGGAGCGAUGCUCCAAAAUGACUGGUCUGAUGACGACGUUACCGAUCUCUAGGCUCAUUAGGGUAGUGUUUAAAAAUGCAAAAUAAUUUUUUUUAAACCCACAAUGUUAUGCUGCAUUAAGUAUAAAACUGUCACAAAAGAUGGUUUCCUGCAAGUGUAACUAUUCAACUUUGAAUUAAAACUUUGCUAAUUUUUAGGGAAGGCCAGUUUGGUUGUAAUUAUAACGUCAAUAUUUCUAUAGAUUCUUAAUUUAUUCUCUGAAGUCUUUUCUGGUGUGUAUUUAUUUUAGGACACAAUCUGAAAGAAGAGCAAAGUACAAACCCAGACUGGAUUUUUGCAUUAAUAUGACAGUAAAACAGCUUUAGUUGAUGUUAUGUAGAACAGAUGAGUUGUUUUUUUAUUAAGGUCCACCAUAUUUCUACACUUUUGUAUCAGAUCUGUUUAGUUAUAAA